Penicillium soppii is the source of this 792-nucleotide messenger RNA. RefSeq names its product sulfotransferase family protein. The transcript has a single exon. NCBI's taxonomy places the organism in Eukaryota, Fungi, Ascomycota, Eurotiomycetes, Eurotiales, Aspergillaceae. The coding region runs from base 1 to 792 and encodes 263 amino acids. The record is from RefSeq and is a predicted model, not a curated record.
AUGGGCCAAACAGCCUCAAAACCCCAACCAGGCGCCUCAAUAGCAGUCAUCGGUGCCGGGCUACCGCGCACAGGAACAUCAUCAUUCAGCCAAGCGUUAGAAAUCCUCCUAAACGGCCCAGUGUACCACUGCGGAACGCAAAUAUCGCGCGGCCCACCGAAUGAGAUAAAAUCAUGGAUGCCGAUUCUGCAAAAAUGGUUUAAACAAGACGACGCAGAAACCCGGUCGUCGAUGCUGUCGCUCCUGCGUGCCCGAUUGGCCGGCUACGUCGCCAUCACCGACUCUCCAGGCUGCGAGUUCGUCCCGGAACUCAUGGAACUCUACCCAGACGCCAAGGUCAUAUGCACAACGCGCGAUCCUGUCUCGUGGGAGACAAGCAUGUACCACGUGCAGACGUUGACGGGCGUUUGGUUUGCUCGUGCUGUGCUGUUGCCGCUGGAGGGAAUGAGGCAUUUUAUUCCGUAUGGGUAUUUGCUUGCUGCUCAGUGGGAGAAGCUCUAUGGGCGCGUUAUGGGUAUGCAUGGCCGGGAAUCUUAUGCUAAGCAUAUUGAGUGGUUAAAGGAGGUUGUGCCUGAAGAUAGAUUGGUUUUCUUUGACGUUAAGGAUGGGUGGGGGCCGCUGUGUGAGGCUCUGGGGUUGGAGGCUCCGGUGGAUGUACCGUUUCCCCGCAUAAAUGACUCAGAUGCUAUUGAAUGCACUAUUCAGCAUCAUUUUCGGAGGGGCCUUACACGCUGGGCAUUCAUCUUUGCGGCAGUCGGGGCUGGGAUUGCGGCUUUUCGCAUGUGGAGGUGA